Molecule: messenger RNA, 1345 nt
Organism: Megalops cyprinoides (Indo-Pacific tarpon)
Lineage: Eukaryota; Metazoa; Chordata; Actinopteri; Elopiformes; Megalopidae
Gene: ppt2b
Product: palmitoyl-protein thioesterase 2b
Exons: 8
Coding region: 256-1161 (301 amino acids)
Cellular component (GO): lysosome
Molecular function (GO): thiolester hydrolase activity
Source: RefSeq, a predicted model, not a curated record
ACAACGAAGCAAGAAACAGUGAAUAUGUAGCCAGUCAAACAAAUGCACCUCAGUAAAGCAGGGCUGUGUUAGAUCAUUUUAAACAAUAGCGUCAUAGGAAGCCAAGUAUAGCUAGCAAACAGCCUUUCUGUGUAUAUGUAUAAACAUCUGGGUAACUAGCCAGCCACAUAUUUCUAUAACUGUCACCGUCUUUGUGUUUUAAAAUAUUUUAACUGCUAUAUUAGCGAUAUAGAUAUAUAUACGUGUGUGUUAGCUAUGCAAGGACCAUGCUUCAUCGACUCCAGCAGAAGGGGAAGCGGCGCGAUCGGGCUGCUUUUGCCGCUCCUUGGUGCUUGCUUGGCGGCCACAGUCAUCGGGUACAAACCGGUGAUCGUCGUGCACGGGCUUUUCGACAGCUCCAGCGAAUUUGCCACCUUGCUUCGGUUCAUCAAUCAGUCCCACCCAGGCACCAAUGUGUCGGUCAUUGACCUGUUUGACCGCAGCGCCAGCCUGCAGCCCAUGUGGAAGCAGGUGGAGGGCUUCAAGCAGGCUAUCUAUCCCAUAAUGCAGAACGCUGCCGACGGCAUCCACUUCAUCUGCUACUCCCAAGGUGGCUUGGUGUGCAGGGGAAUUCUCUCCACUCUUCCUGACCACAACGUUCACUCGUUUAUCUCCCUGUCGUCCCCACAGGCCGGCCAGUACGGAGACACGGACUACCUGAAGUACAUUUUCCCAGAGUUUGUCAAGGCCAACUUGUACCACCUCUGCUACACCUCCUACGGACAGAGGGUGUCCAUCUGCAACUACUGGAAUGACCCCCACCACCAUGACAUGUAUUUGAACAGCAGCGACUAUCUGGCUGUGAUUAACAGCGAGAGACCCAACCCCAACACAACAAUGUGGAAGAAGAACUUCCUGCGCAUUAAGAAGCUGGUGCUGAUUGGUGGCCCGGACGAUGGAGUCAUCACACCUUGGCAGUCGAGCCAAUUCGGGUUUUACGACGCCAAUGAGACGGUGGUUGAGAUGAGGCAACAGGAUGUGUACCUGCGGGACGUGUUCGGGCUGAAGACGCUGGAUGCUCGGGGGGACCUGGUGCAGUGUGUGAUCCCAGGAGUGCAGCAUACCAGUUGGCACUCCAACGACACGGUGUACACCACCUGCAUCGACAAGUGGCUGACAUAGAGUCCCACAGCGGGGACACACACGUGCGUACACACACUCUGCUUACUGUGGAGGGAAAUACACACACACACACACACACACACACACACACACACACACACACACACACACACACCCACACCCCACUCAUUCACUCACUCACAUCCUGCUCACUGGAAAGGGAAAUGCGCACGCACACACACAC